This is a messenger RNA of Anthostomella pinea, 885 nucleotides long. Lineage: Eukaryota; Fungi; Ascomycota; Sordariomycetes; Xylariales; Xylariaceae. The record is from the annotation of a GenBank genome assembly.
AUGGAAACCUCUCCGGAGGAUCACGAUCUCGAGGUGAAGACCAUGGAUUCUAAGCCGCAAGAAGAAACGAACCAGGUCGCUGUGCAGAAGCGCAAGGCCUCGUCGCCAACGCCCCACGAGGACGUGGAUGCGAAUUCUCCGAAGAGGGCCAAGCUGGAUGACGGCCCAGCCAAGAACCACGACAAGCCUCCCACACGGUCGCCGGCGCCCAAAGAACCGAGUACGGACCGUCGAGAAAGUGCGGCGCAGGAAGAGAAGAAGCGCGGGAAGCGGUUAUUCGGUGGUUUGCUGAGCACACUAAGUCAAACCACUACCAACUCUCAGCAGAAGAGGCGACAUGAGAUUGAGCGACGACAGCAGGCAAAAGCCCAUCAGCAGCGAGCCGAAGACGACAAGCACAGAGAAGAGAAGCUCGCGAAGCUCAGGGUGGUGCGGCAGGUGGAGCAAGUGAAUUUCGACGAGCAGGUGAUGCGGACACGGCACUCCAACUUGCUUGCGAUGGCGCACCAUCUACAGACCAGAAGCAGACCCAAAAUAUACUACUUACCUUGGGAGCUCACCUCGAAGCAAGAAGACAUCAUCAAAGACCAGAUCCUGGGAGCAGAGGACGUCGUUGACAAAGAAGUCAUUGAGUUCAAGCAGCGUAAAUCGGAGAGGCUGAAAGCACUAGGUAUCACAGUCAGAUCCCCAACACCUGAACCCAAGGAGACAGUGGGUAGAUCUGAUGAUGAGCAACCUACUGACAUUCCCCAACCCGAACCUGCUACUAACAAUCACACCUCAUCCCCAUCCCCCAAUCAUACCAACAAGGUUGGUCCUGAGAAAGAGCCGGAUAGGGCAGACGACGUUAUGAUCGAGGAAGAUGAGGACACCGUUAUCUACUGA